AUGUCCACGAAACAGUACAAGCAAGCAGGCGAAGAUGUGUGGAAGAACAGGACAGAGAAGAUCAACGCGGAGCUCUUCACGCUGACCUACGGAGCGCUGGUCAUCCAGCUGAUCAAGGAUUACGAAGACUACGCGGAGGUCAACAAACAACUGGACAAAAUGGGCUACAACAUCGGCACAAGGUUGAUAGAGGAUUUCUUGGCGCGAACCAACCUCUCAAAAUGCUCUGACUUUCGCGAAGUGGGUGAGGUCGUGAGCAAGGUCGGAUUCAAGAUGUUUCUCAACAUCACACCUACUGUCAUCCAUCAUCAGCAGGAGGACACAGCAGCACCUAGUUCAGGUAUAGCAGCAGCGUCCGCAGCUCCAGCAGGCCAACAAUCUACAGCAGCAUCUGCGCAAGCGUCGUCAGGGUCUCGCGAGUUCAGCUUGAUAAUCGACGAGAAUCCACUGGCAGAAUUUGUCGAACUUCCUCGCGAUGCAAGAGCCGGUGGUUUGUGGUUCAGCAAUGUGCUAGCUGGUGUACUGCGGGGAGCACUCGAGAUGGUACAGAUGCAGACCGAAUGCUUCUUUGUGUCGGACGCGCUGCGAGGCGACGACGCGACCGAGCUUCGAGUGCGAUUGAUCAAGCAUCUCGACGAAGAAGCACCCAUUGCCGACGAUUGA
Molecule: messenger RNA, 663 nt
Organism: Pseudozyma hubeiensis SY62
Lineage: Eukaryota; Fungi; Basidiomycota; Ustilaginomycetes; Ustilaginales; Ustilaginaceae
Product: transport protein particle complex subunit
Exons: 3
Coding region: 1-663 (220 amino acids)
Biological process (GO): intra-Golgi vesicle-mediated transport; endoplasmic reticulum to Golgi vesicle-mediated transport
Cellular component (GO): TRAPP complex; cis-Golgi network membrane; cytosol
Source: RefSeq, a predicted model, not a curated record